This is a messenger RNA of Rotaria sp. Silwood2, 297 nucleotides long. NCBI's taxonomy places the organism in Eukaryota, Metazoa, Rotifera, Eurotatoria, Philodinida, Philodinidae. The record is from the annotation of a GenBank genome assembly.
AUGAUGGUGAAUACGUUUGAAUUGUUACCUGUUGAUGUUAUUUUCGAAAUAUUUUCUUAUUUGUCUGCUGUUGAAAUUCUUCAAUCAUUUUUAUCGUUAAAUAAUUAUCUUUCAAGCAUAAUUAUGUAUGAAUAUUUAUGGCAUAUUCAUAUUGGUGGUAAUAGAAUAUCAUUAUCAACGUUCAAUAAUUUAUGUCAAAAUGUAUUAAAACGAUUAGGACAUCGAGUUAUUUUAUUACGCAUCAUCUUAACUAAUGUGAUUGGUGGACCAAGAAAUAGAAGGAACAUGUCUUGCUAA